This is a messenger RNA of Eleginops maclovinus (Patagonian blennie), 4303 nucleotides long. RefSeq names its product membrane bound O-acyltransferase domain containing 2a (gene mboat2a). The transcript has 13 exons. The coding region runs from base 365 to 1879 and encodes 504 amino acids. Gene Ontology annotation, cellular component: membrane. Gene Ontology annotation, biological process: lipid modification. The record is from RefSeq and is a predicted model, not a curated record. Gene Ontology annotation, molecular function: acyltransferase activity. Lineage: Eukaryota; Metazoa; Chordata; Actinopteri; Perciformes; Eleginopidae.
UUUAUUAGAGUUGGCCACUCACUUUUGAAAUUCCUUGAGUUGAUUAGCAACACAUAUUUGUGCUAGAGCGCUUGAAAUACGCCAAAUGUGAGGCAUUAUCGCCGACUCCUAGCUAGAAUUACGACAUCCUGUGUUCCUUUGACGUAAGGAUAGAAGAGAAAGUGGUCAAGGAGUAGAUAUCUGUUUUUUCGCCGUAACGUACUCUUUGUUGGAUGUUCGCGUUGGAUGACAACCGUCCAGCCCGUCGCAACAACAGCAGCAGCAGCGGUGGCGAGGCAGCAGUGAAUUUAUCAUCGCAGCAGCCGAGGGGAGAGAAGUGAACCGGAGGAAGGAGAGAGAAAGGAUUUACGGACACCGACCAAGCAUGGCUACCCAAACGACAGUAUCAUGCACUGGAUCCACUCUGUUGCAGCCAAUCAGCGAAAUUAUCAAUCUCCCCGUUGACCAGGUUAACUUUGUGGCAUGUCAGCUGUUUGCCCUGCUGAUGGCUGUGUGGUUUCGGCUCUACCUCCACCCGAGUAAGACCAGUCCUUUCAUCAGACAUGUGGUGGCCACUCUGCUGGGUUUCUACUUGGCUCUCUUCUGCUUUGGCUGGUAUUCCCUCCAUUUCCUGGUGCAGAGUGGUCUGUCCUACAGUGUUAUGAUCUUCGUAGGCCUGGAGCACAUGCAUAAGUACUGCUUCAUUGUGACGCUUAGUUAUCUGAUAGUAUGUCAGAUCACGCGAGUCUACGUGUUUGACUAUGGCAUGUACUCUGCAGAUUUUACAGGGCCCAUGAUGGUUAUAACACAGAAGAUUACCAGCUUGGCGUUUGAAAUACAUGAUGGUUUGACCAAGCCAGAGGGGCAGCUGACUCCCAGUCAGAAAUACCUAGCUAUCAGACGGAUGCCUAGCUUGUUGGAGUACUUAAGCUACAACUGUAACUUCAUGGGCAUCCUGGCAGGGCCCUCCUGCUCUUACAACGACUAUAUGGCCUUCAUCGAAGGGACGUGCUACCAGCCACGCCACCAGGAGAAUGCCAACGGCAAGGAGAAUGGAAAGUACAAGCAGAGCGAACCCUCUCCCAAGAAUGACGUCAUCUCCAAGCUGUGCACAUGUGCCAUCUCGCUGGGCAUCUAUCUGUCUCUGUGCAAGCUGCUCCCUGUGGAACACUCCAUAGACGAUGACUUUGUCAGCUCCACACCCUUCUAUCUACAGAUCAUCUAUCUUUACCUAGCCAUGCUGGCUCUCAGGCCAAAGUACUACUUUGUCUGGACACUUGCUGAUGCUAUCAAUAACGCUGCAGGAUUUGGUUUCAAUGGAUACAACAAAGAUGGCUCCGCCCGCUGGGACCUUGUAUCAAAUCUCAGAAUUCUGGACAUUGAGUUUGCCACCAGUUUCAAGAUGUUCCUAGACAACUGGAAUAUCCAGACAGCUCUUUGGCUCAAAAGGGUGUGCUAUGAGCGCUGUCACAUCAACCCCAUGGCGGCCACCUUCUUGCUGUCAGCCAUGUGGCACGGGGUUUACCCCGGCUACUACCUGACCUUCCUCACUGGCAUUGCCAUGACCAUGGCAGCACGUGCAGUAAGGCACAACAUCAGACCACACUUCCUGGUCUCCGACUCAUACAAGCGCAUAUAUGAUGUCAUCACGUGGGCAUGGACUCAGGUUGCCAUUAGUUACACAGUGGCACCAUUUGUCCUACUUGCUGUGGGACGCUCACUAAAAUUCUACAGGUCCUGGUACUACUGCUUACAUCUCCUCUGCCUGCUGGUGGUACUGGCCCUACCUGUCAGAUCAAGACGCCGACAGGCCAAAGAGCAACAGGACGGCCUACAGGACAACCAGAUGGACCACAACAGCACAGACAACAACUGCAACCAGAAAGACAAGGCCACAUGAGGCUGAGGACCGACAGUCCCUCUUCAGCAGCAGAAACACUGAGAGGAACUAGAAACCACUGAGAUCUGGAGUGUGGCGAGUCUGUGUACCCGACAAAACCAAAUAACGGACGCUCUGAGAAUCCUAACGGACAGAAAACACAAGUCAAUGUUCUGUCAAAACUUCCAGUAGCAAGGAUGACAGCAAUCACAGUUUCUGACAUGGAUAACCAGGAUAACAAUGUCCACGGUAAAAACUAAUGAAAGAUAGCGGUAACUUUACAUUACAUUAGUGGAAAUGAAGACUUCAAAGCUGCCUUAAACCCUCUAUGUACUCUGCUGGUGAAAUAACAGACGGAUGGCACGCUGCAUGAACCUAAAUGCAGCUUCAGCAUUGUGGUGUCAGGUUAUACAAACAGAUUAGAUGUGCAGUAUGUGGAGGGUUUUUGUCAAUAUCUGGAUACAAGCCUCUGUUAGGUGGAAACGGAAAAUGUGUUCAUGUUAAAGAAACAUAACCUUUAUCAUCAGCUGCCAACUUCAAACAGGCCUUAGGAUCCUCAAAACAUCAUUCUAUGUCUUUUUAAGAACCUUUAUUGGAGAAGAAUUCACAUUGUACGUGUUUUGUAUUUAGAUGUUUGUGGCAACACUAUUCAAUUCCAUUCUCAAUGCUUUUUUCUGGGAUAAAUUGAGUGAAAUAGUCCCAGAGUGGAAUAAAGAUCUCGUCCGCCUCCCGCAGUGGAAAGUCUAAAAGAGACACUCAAGAGUUAAAUGGGUUUCUGUUUGUUUCUACUUUUUUCAUAUCUGCUGCUUUUUUGACAAGUAUGACUCAUCAGAUAAACGUGUGUUUCAAAGGGAGUAAAUCAACUCUGAUGUGACUUCCAUUUCUUCUUGAAGGAUUUCUGACGUUGUUUCUGUGAUUUUCUUUAUUUUUUCACACAACAGUUUUACUUUGUGUUCACAUGUCUUGCCUCUAUAAAAAAAAAAGUAUCCAAAACUAUUCGAUUAAUGUCAGUCCUAAAGAAUGUAGUUGUAUAAUUGGGGAAACACAAAGUAUACUAACAUGACCGUUGAACUCUUGCACAGUUUAUUUGUCCUACAAAUAUGGCUUGAAUCUAGUCCAAUACUCCCAUUCAUUUAAGGCUCUGGGAUGUACAUUUCUAAUGGUUUUGCAGCCAUAAUUAUAACAAGCCAAUUUAAUCAAAUUGUCACUACAUAAAAGCACUUUUGUUUUCGGCUGCAAUCUAUGUAAGAGUGCAAUUUGAACCUGUCUGUGAGGAAAUGUGACACGGUAAUUAAUGUAUGUCACAUAGUAAUAUUGUUAAAAAUUCAAAGACAUAGACCAGCUGUUGUGGUGAAGGGUCUUAUUUCAUAUUGUGUGGUCUUAUGUUAGAAUAGGGGAUCUUUCAGGGUGCAUUUACUGUAGGGUAAAAGCGACACUGGUUUCUCACGUAUUUUUGGCUCACCUUAAGCCUUUUCAAAUCAUCCUGUUUACUCUUCAUAACAUUCAGCUAUUCAAAACCGCCACACCGUGUUACAUUUUUGUAUCAUUAAACUUUUUUAUGGAAGAAGUCAAGAAAAUUGUGAUGUAGAGGAGGCGACCUGAAAGGCACCCCACUGAUAUUUAGACAGUCAAGAGUCACAUUUGUAUGUAUCUGUUAGAGCAGGAUAUAGUAUUUCAAGCCCGCAAUAUCAUGAACACUUUGAAGUCGUACAUUUUUUUCAUCUAAUCGUCAGUAAUUUAUUUUGGUUUGGUGCAUUUGCGUUAUGUAAAAUAAUAACCAAGCUGCAGAGGUGAGCUUUACAUUACUUUUAAAGAUUUUCUAACAUUUGCAUAUUCCUGCCAUAACUGUGUGUGUGUGUGUGUGUGUGUGUGUGUGUGUGUGUGUGUGUGUGUGUGUGUGUGUGUGUGUGUGUGUGUGUGUGUGUGUGUGUGUGUGUGUGUGUGUGUGUGUGUGUGUGUGUGUGUGUGUGUGUGUGUGUGUGUGUGUGUGUGUGUGUGUGUGUGUGUGUGUGUGUGUGUGUGUGUGUGUAUAUAUACCAGUAUUCAUGUGAUCCUUACAUGUUGAUGUGGUCUCAUGUAAACUAUAUUUGUAGCCUGGGCCCUGCGUAGGCAACGUGGCCCACCUAAGGUAAAGGGAUGUCAUUCUACCAACAGCGAUUAUUGCACUGCAUGGCCACUCAAACCAGCAGACCAAUGCAAACGGCUCCAUAUGUCCAAAGUGCCAAAUCAUGAAUGGCGCAUUUUUGUUUUGUCUUUAUGUGAGCAUGCGUGCCUGGGCGUGCGUUUGUGUGUGCAAAUGUUUCCAUGUAGUAUGUGUGUGCGUGCCUGUGUAACAUAACGGUUAUUUUUGUGUCAGAAGGAAAUUUAUUGAAAGAUUUGUAUAACAGUACAUUAAAAUUCUGAUUUAUGUGGCAAAUAAAGAGAAAUUAUUUUUAAACACUUAAA